AUGAAUUUUGCUGCAUCCAGCGGCAAACUCGUAUUGCUAGGAGAUAUUAACUUUCACGUUGAUGAUCUCACAAACCCUCAGGCUGCAAGAUUCCUUGAUUUACUGGACUGCUACAAUUUAAAGCAGCAUAUAACUGGUGCAACUCAUAAAGCAAAUCACACCUUGGAUCUUGUGAUUACUAGGUCAUGUGAGGAUAUGAUUCACAGCUGGUCAUCCAUGGACCCUCAACUAUCUGAUCAUAAAGUUAUCCAUACAAAAUUACAUCUUAUUAAACCACGUCUACCAAGGCAAGAGAGACAAUACCGCAAACUUCGCAGUGUAGACCCAGCAGUUUUUCGAAAUGAUGUAAUUAAAUGCGCACUAUUCACCUCGGAAGCGUGUAAUGUGGUAGAUUUAUGUGACCAAUAUGACAGUGAAUUGCUCAAGGUUGUCGAUUCCCAUGCACCUUUAAAAACAUGCAUAGUAAGUUCACGACCGUCUGCACCAUGGUAUACUGAGGACAUUUCUAAGGAGAAAUGCAAGCGUCGUCAACUUGAAAGACGUUGGCGUAAGUCUGGAUUAGAUAUGGAUAAACAGCAGUAUUAUGAUCAGUGCAAACGGGUAAGGGAUAUCAUCAAGUCGUCAAAAAUGAAUUAUUACUCUGCAUUUAUUCUUGAAAACAAGUCGGAUCACAAAGUUUUGUUUAAUACAAUAGAUCGUUUGUUGCACCGCAAAUCUGAAAAACAUUAUCCCACAUGUAAUUCUAUCGCUGAACUGUGCAAUUCAUUUGCCAACUUCUUUUCUGAAAAAAUUGUGGCAAUAAGACAAGAGAUUGAUGAUUUACCUAACGCUGAUUCUUCUGAUUUUGAGCAGAUUGAUGAAAUGAUUAUUGAUAAUCAGUUGACUGAACUUUUCCCAACAAGCGUCGAAGAACUAUCGGCUCUUGUUGGCAAAAUAUCAACCAAAUCGUGUAGUUUGGAUCCAGUGCCUGCGUCACUACUCAAGAAUUGCAUCACCGAUUUACUACCCAUCAUUUGUCGAGUUGUAAAUCUCUCAUUUGAAUCCACUAUAAUGCCAACUUCCAUGAAGCAAGCGUUGCUAUCUCCGUUAUUAAAGAAACAAACUUUGAAUUUUGAAAGCUUCUCAAAUUUUAGACCAAUCUCUAAUUUGAAAUUUUUAUCGAAGGUUAUUGAGAAAGUAGCAGCUUCGCGUUUAUGGGAUCACCUCUGCACAAAUGAUCUAAAUGAGAUAUUCCAAUCGGCUUACAAGAAGUAUCACAGCUGCGAAACGGCACUUGUUCGAGUUCAGAAUGACAUCUUGAAAGCCAUUGACAACAACAAAUGUGUGAUUCUUCUAUUGUUGGACUUAUCAAGUGCAUUCGAUACUGUUGAUCAUGACAUUUUGUUAAACAGAUUGCAGUCAAAUUUUGGUGUAAAGGGAAAAGCUCAAGCAUGGUUUCGGUCGUAUCUUACAGACCGCACACAUUUUGUCAAAAUAGAUGGGAGCAGUUCAUCAGUUCAUCCCGUCAGUUACGGGGUGCCACAAGGGUCGGUGUUGGGACCAUUAUUAUAUCUGCUAUACACGUCUCCAUUGGGAAAUCUAAUGCGAAAACACGACAUAUCAUUUCAUCUAUAUGCAGAUGAUAAUCAAAUAUAUACCACGUUUGGUUUCAAUAAUGAUGUUGAACACUCGUUGGCGACGUGUCGGGUUGAAAGAUGUCUAGCUGAUAUCACCAACUGGAUGUCUGCUAAUAAGCUAAAACUCAAUACUGACAAAACAGAACUCCUUGUUCUCCACUCGAAGUUUCGACAGAUUUCGUUGCAACCAAACAUAACUGUUAGAUCUGACACCAUUAAAUCUA
Messenger RNA from Paramuricea clavata, 1840 nucleotides. The record is from the annotation of a GenBank genome assembly. Lineage: Eukaryota; Metazoa; Cnidaria; Anthozoa; Malacalcyonacea; Plexauridae.